This is a messenger RNA of Saccostrea cuccullata (small rock oyster), 1597 nucleotides long. RefSeq lists its product as uncharacterized. Lineage: Eukaryota; Metazoa; Mollusca; Bivalvia; Ostreida; Ostreidae. The record is from RefSeq and is a predicted model, not a curated record. The coding region runs from base 6 to 578 and encodes 190 amino acids. The transcript has 7 exons.
CAAACAUGGCGGACACAGUGACGGCACCACAAAACCAAAAUUUAUCUAAAAGAAAGAUAUGGGUUCAGUUGAAACGUUUAGAUCAAACAGAACUAGAUGGUUAUAGUGACAAUGAUGAUCACGUAGUUGUACGGAGUAUAUACCUCAAAGACCAGGACGGAUUUAAUGAGGUCAAAGGUCGACUUUGUGAAACAUUCCAAAUCUAUGAUGAGGGAAUUGUCUUUAAGCUUAGAAAUCACAGAGGAUCCUUAAUUCCCAUGAAAGGAAAUAUCCCAGUCAACUCCAAGUCUGUUCCCUACCUCCUAGAAGUAGCAAAAGUCCAUCAGAAUGUGACACCAAAGGCCAAGUCUAUAAAGAUCUCUGAUCAGACAGAAACAAUGAAGAAAAGAUUUGAAGACAUCAUUAGAAGGGUGGAGAAUAUAGAAUCUGUGACACCGGAUCUAGACUUCAGAAGAAAAGAGAGAAUUGAGUCUGAGAUACGAGAACUAGAAAAUAAACUGGUCUUUCUCCAGAAGCGCCUGAACGAAGCGGAAGUUAGUCAAUGGAAGGGGAUGUUUAAAAAGAACCCGCUGUGGUAGAAAUCUCAAACAAAGGACUGUCUGUGGUAAAGAACACUCUGUCGUAAAGAAAUCUGUCAUAGAAAACUCCAGCAAAGAAACUGCUGUGGUAAAGAAUAUGUGGUAAAACACAUAAGAUGUGGUAAAGAAUGCUCUGUCACAGUUGGAAAUCUCAGACAGCUGGUCUUGUGCAAUGACAAACACACUGUCUACCUCUUGUUCUGUACGUUUUUGUAAAUGGCUGUUUGUUUUACGUACAACAUGUUGUUGAUGUUUAUAAAUGUAAAUCUGGGUUUUUCUAUUAUAUAUUAAUAACCUCAAGAACAGUGUAAAAUCUUUUUCUCUAAACUGAAUCAAUAAUUUGUCAUCAUUUUUUUAACUGCUAUCUAAUUAAUGGGGAUUUUUAACUACAGUGGCUCUAAAUGAAGGCUAUUUUAUUAAAGCUACAAAAUUAUUAAAUGAUUGCUAAAAUAAUUUGCAUGUACCAAAAAUAUACAGUGUAAUUGUGUUUAAUAUUUCAGACAUUUCGAAACAUGACUAAAACUUAUCUGUAAUAUUUUUUUAAAACCAAAAAAAAAUUCUCUUCCAUUUUUUAAAGCCUAAUGUGAGUUUUAAUUUAUUCAUUCCACUUUUAUUUUCAAAAUUAAUAUUUAUUAUCAUUGAUAUAUUUAUUUUUAUUGAUAAUUUUGUAUUUUCAAUACAGUUUCAAAAAUUAACAUCUAGGGUGUCUUAUACCGUAGAAAUUGUGUAAAAUAGUCCAAUGUGAAAACUGUUUAAUGGUUCAUUUUCAACUUGCUCUUGGGACAGGAAUGACUGUUAGCUUUGAAUGGGACAUAGAAAAGAUGUUUAGCUUAUAUUAAUACACCUUACAAUUUAUUUUUUCAAGGAAGUCAAUUUUGUGGAUUUUUUCUUUAAUUUGCCUUGCUGAUUUUUUAUCUUGGCAAUUUUACAAAAUGUUGUAUUAGGAAAAGAUUAUUUAAGUUUCUGAACUUGUGUCUAAUCCUUUUAGCUCUUUGUCAAUAAAAUAUGUUCAAAUUCAA